Molecule: messenger RNA, 1560 nt
Organism: Prunus dulcis (almond)
Lineage: Eukaryota; Viridiplantae; Streptophyta; Magnoliopsida; Rosales; Rosaceae
Product: pre-mRNA-splicing factor cdc5-like
Exons: 8
Coding region: 1-1560 (519 amino acids)
Biological process (GO): regulation of DNA-templated transcription
Cellular component (GO): nucleus
Molecular function (GO): RNA polymerase II cis-regulatory region sequence-specific DNA binding; DNA-binding transcription factor activity, RNA polymerase II-specific
Source: RefSeq, a predicted model, not a curated record
AUGGUACAAGUUAAAGAAUUUGAUGGUAAUCUGAAAGAGGAGGGUCUGGUUUCUCUGAGCCCUUCAGUAUCUGGUAGCACUUGCGAUAAUGCAGUUCUCAAUCUAGCCUCUUUAAUGGCUGGUCCUAUAAGACGAUCAACAAAGGGCGGCUGGACAGAGGAGGAGGAUGAAAUUUUAGCCCAUGCUGUCCAAAAGUUCAAUGGCAGAAACUGGAAAAAGAUUGCUGAAUGUGUUCCUGACAGAACAGAUGUUCAGUGCCUUCAUCGCUGGCAGAAAGUUCUCAAUCCUGAUCUUGUUAAAGGAUUUUGGUCCAAGGAGGAAGAUGAUCUAAUAAUUGAGCUGGUCGCGAAGCAGGGCAACAAGAAAUGGUCUGAAAUAGCAAAGUCCUUGCCAGGUCGCAUAGGCAAGCAAUGUCGAGAGAGGUGGCACAACCAUUUAAAUCCAGAUAUAAAAAGAACUGCAUGGACCAAAGCAGAGGAACUGACUCUCAUUGAGGCCCAUAAGAUUUAUGGGAACAAGUGGGCUGAAAUAGCAAAGUUUCUUAACGGAAGGAGCGAAAAUUCAAUUAAAAACCAUUGGAACUCCUCAGUGAAGAAGAAGUUAGAACUCCGUUCGUCUCAUACUUCUGAUAUGAGCACUCAAAAUAUAAAAGCAGAAAGCAGAAAGCGUGAGGUGGUAAAGCAAGGUCUUGAUCAGAAAGCUAACAUGGAAAGAAAUGUGGAAACCUGUUCACUGGACCUGAAUCUGGUUCUCGGAACUGCAAAUAGAAGGGAAGGCCAAAUGCAAUCUUCUGACAAAAGAAAUUGCUGGUGGGCCGCUGCAAACAAAAUGAUGAAAACACCACCUAGAACCGUAUUUUACGACAGAGCUGCAGCUGCAGCUGCAUGUGGUCUAAACAUUGAACAAUGCCAAGAAACUUCUAGUAACUGUGGCAGACUGAGGGACUCUCAUAAUGUGACUGCUAAUAAUAGUUACAACAACAUUUGCAAUACUGCUCCUGAUUAUCUGGGUUUCCCAUUUUCACAUACGCGGAACCAUAAACCCAGUGAUCCUAUCUAUUUGUUGCCUUCCAGACCACUUCCUAGACCACCACAAGCCUCUUUAAAUGCUGGCUUAGGUGUUCCUGGUUGUAAGAGAGCAGCUGGUUAUUUUAUCAACAAACCAGUUCUCCCAGUUACUGCUCAGGGAUUGUAUGAAUCCUCUAGUGGACCUCAAGCUUAUGAGAAAAAGAAGGAUGGUGGAGCUCCUGUGAAUUCAAAGAAUUCAAGCCAUGGUCGCUUGUGCUACAGGCCAUUCCAACUCGAGGAUGUGGAAUUUUAUUUGGAAAAUGGUGAAUUCCCAAGUACAGAUAGUUACAUCCAGACAGAAUGUAGUUCAGUUUCCUUUUGCACUCCAACAAGUCACGAUACAAGAAUUUUUGUUGAUUGUAACAGUCCAGAUUCCACAUUGAGAAGUGCAGCGAGGACGUUUGAAAAAUCUCCAUCUAUCAUAAGAAAACGACGGCAUUCAGUUUCCAGAAAAAGUGUCAAUGCAGCAAAUCAUGGUGACAGUGUUUGCUGA